Messenger RNA from Klebsormidium nitens, 2371 nucleotides. NCBI's taxonomy places the organism in Eukaryota, Viridiplantae, Streptophyta, Klebsormidiophyceae, Klebsormidiales, Klebsormidiaceae. The record is from the annotation of a GenBank genome assembly.
AUCCCGCUGUAGUACUCUUAGUUCCUCCAUCCUUGCGUCAAGUCCUCUCAAAACACAACUUGACUUCGCAGCUGCUGGGUGCUCUUCCAGUUCUUCAUCCUCUCCUCUCCCUUCCAGUGGUAUGCAAAUCCAAUACACAGGGGCCUUGGCUGGAAAGGUAACCAGAAUCAGCGCAGGGAAACGCCCACUUGCUUUCUCUGAGCAAGCCCAACCGGGCGGUGCGAAGGAACCGGUAAAAACCGCGAAGAAAGAAGCCGCCGCGCAGCCCGCGCCCGGAACAGAGCACCGGGCAAAAAUGGCGGAGCCCAUGCAGGAAGAAACUCAGUACCAGACGACCUACCCGGUCUCUGAGGAGGGAUCCCCCAGGAGUUCCACCGAGGAAGGGGAGCGCUUCAAAGGCCCCAGCCCGGCGAUCGGGAUCGACCUCGGGACGAGCUUCAGCCGCGUGGCGGUCUGGCACGAGGGCGAGAUCAAGCUCAUUCCGCUGGACGAGAAAGGCAACAAGGAGAUUCCAUCGUGCGUCGCGGUCGGGGGAUCCCCCGACGACUCCCCGGGGGAUAGGGUCCUCAUCGGGUGGCCCGCGUUCGAGCGGGUCUCGGAGGGCGGGGCGACUCACCGGGCGCGCCGCAUAGUCGGGCGCGUGGACACCGACGAGAGCCUCCAGUCGGGGAGCCGCUUCUGGCCGUUUCUGGUGCAACUCCCGGGCAUCGGAAUCCGCCCGGUGAUCGCGCUCAAAAAGGGCGACCGGUGGGAGUCGGUGACCCCCGAAGAAGUGCUGACGCUCCAGCUGCACUACCUGAAGCGCGCCGCCGAGCGCUUCCUGGGGCGUGACGUCAGCGACGCGGUGCUGACGUCGCCGGCUGCGUUCACGCGCUUCCAGUGCUCGCGGCUCGCGGCCGCGGCCGCGGCCGCGGGGCUGCGCGUGCAGCGCAUCGUGGCGGAGCCGAACGCGGUCGGGCUACUCCACGCGGCGGAGAAUAAGCAGCGGCAGAGCGCCCGGGGGAAAGCAACCGGGGAGAGAGAAGCGCAGGGAGAGCAGGAGGAGAGCGGCACGGAAGGCGAGCGGAAGGAGAGCGGAAUGAGCGCGGAAGGAGAGCGGAAGGAGAGCGGCCCGGGGGAGGAAACCGGGGGAGGAAAAGGGAAGCAAAAGGAGCCGGAAGACGAGGAGCUGAACGUGCUGGUGUUCCAUCUGGGGUCGGGGUACUGUAGCGUCGGGAUCGUCAGCAUCGACGAGGGCGUCUCCGAGAGCCGCGCGAUCGCCGGCGCGCCGUUCGGCACCGACGACUUCGUCAACAACCUGGUCGCGCGCGCGCUCGCAGACCACCGCGCGCGCGACCCCGCGGCCGCGCCGCCCUCGGACCGCAAAAUCCUCUUCCAGAUCUGGCAGACGUACCGGGAGGCGAUGCAGGCCCUGUCGGAGCAGGAGACCGUCAAUUUGCCGCAGGGAUUCGCGGUCGGAACGACUCUCAACAGGGCCUACUUCGAGGACGCGAACGCGAGCCUGUUCCGCGCGUGCGUCGAGAUGGUCGCGCGGUGUCUGGCCGACGCGCGGCUUAAACCCUCGGGCGUGGCCGAGGUUUUGCUGCUGGGGGGGGGGACGAAAAUCGCGAAGAUGGAUGCACUGCUGAGGGAGAUGUUUAGCGGCGAGGGGGGGGGAGAACGGCGGGUGAAGAAGGGGGAGGAAGUGGACGAUCGGCUGGUGAAGGGAGCGGCGCUAGAGGCGGCGAUCGCGGGGGGGAUGGAGGGGGUCGAUAAAGACCUGCUUCUUCUGCAGAUAAGCUUUCUUCUUGUCAUUGUUUGUGGGCGCAUCAGAUUCGCCCAUUUAAUGCAGCGGAAAAAGAGCGUCGACUGGUUAUUAAUGGCGUAUCUUUCAGAAAGCCACAAUAAGACUUCUUCCAAGCUUCAGUCUUUAUCGGGUAUCAACCACCCGCUGGGCAUCAAAGUACAGGGCGACAUUUUCAUGCCGAUACUGCACCGGAACUCGCUGAUCCCAACCUCCCGCGAGCUUAUAUUCACGACGGUGAACGACAACCAAGAAAGCGCAAUCAUCCAGAUCUACGAGGGCGACCAGCCGGCCGCGGAGCAGGACGUCUUCCUGGGCUGCUUCCAGGUCGGGCCGCUCCCCCCUGCGCGCGCGGGCCACCCGAUGAUCACCGUUUGCCUCGACGUCGACGCGGGCGACUCGCUGCGCGCGUGCGCGCGCGUGAACAUCCCCGAAAAGGGAUCCCCGGGGUCCGCUCCCGCGCCGCUGGUGGUGAAGAUGCCGUCGGUGGACGUGGGCCACGGCUGGUGCACCGAGGCGCUGCGCAUCAAGUACGGCACGAGCGCGGACGUCCGGCUGUACGAAACGGUUCCCGCGGGCGGCGUCUGA